Tetrahymena thermophila SB210 is the source of this 333-nucleotide messenger RNA. RefSeq names its product dynein light chain 4, axonemal protein. Gene Ontology annotation, cellular component: dynein complex. Gene Ontology annotation, molecular function: dynein light intermediate chain binding; dynein intermediate chain binding. NCBI's taxonomy places the organism in Eukaryota, Ciliophora, Oligohymenophorea, Hymenostomatida, Tetrahymenidae. The record is from RefSeq and is a predicted model, not a curated record. The transcript has 4 exons. Gene Ontology annotation, biological process: microtubule-based process.
AUGGAAUAAGAAAAAGCAGUAACUGAUAUGGACAUCAACGAGCUUCGUAAGCUCAUGAUUGGUAAAGCUAUCAUAAAUAGUUCUGAUAUGUAAGGAGAUCUUUUACAAGAAGCAUAAGAUGUUAUAUAAUCUGGUAUUGAAAAUAACUCUGCACCCGUUUUAAAUAUUGAGGCUGCAUGCAAAUAUAUUAAAGAAAAUCUUGAUAAAAAAUUUGGUCCAACUUGGUAAUGCAUUAUUGGAGAAGGAUAUGCUUAUGAUGUUACAGUGUAAAAUAAUACUUUACUAUUUAUGUUUUACAACGGAAAUUUGGCUGUUUUGAUUUUUAAGAGUUGA